Parnassius mnemosyne (clouded apollo) is the source of this 1350-nucleotide messenger RNA. Lineage: Eukaryota; Metazoa; Arthropoda; Insecta; Lepidoptera; Papilionidae. The record is from the annotation of a GenBank genome assembly.
AUGUCCCAGACACCUAGUAUAGUAAAUUUCCUUAUUCAUGACGCCAAUGGACAGCCGCAAAUGGUGAAAGUUGUUCAAAAUACAAACAAUCAAUCUACUACCCAAAUAAAGGUCAAGCCAAAUCCUGUGAAUAUAUAUAAGAUUCCCGCGAAUGCAGAAGGACAAAUAAAAACACAGGCACCAGUCUUUCGCCCAAUUAAAGUAACUGGUAUUAAAUGUGCAUCAAAAUUGGUGCAAGUGCCUGUUGAAGCAUUAACUCAAUUACAAAAAGUAGAACCCAAAGUAGAACAAGAAGUUAAGUCACAGGAAACUGUCCAGGAACAAAUAUCAGAUUACCAUAUUGUACAGUCGGUGCCAAAGCUUGUACCUAUUCUGCCAAAACCUGAAACUCCUUUUAAAAAACUCAGAAAAUCUAGUGAUUUAUCUCCGACAAUGUCACAUGCAUCAAGAAGGAGACAUGAUUCUGAUAAUGAUCCACCAGCAGAAUACACAACAAAAAGACGUAAGCACGCCGAUAAAGUGGGUAAAGGAUUGCGACACUUCUCCAUGAAAGUUUGUGAGAAAGUCAGAAAUAAGGGUUUCACGUCAUACAACGAAGUUGCUGACGAGUUAGUACUAGAGUUUGCUGCUGGAAUGCAUGGUUCUGCAGAUAGCCAACAAUAUGACCAGAAAAAUAUUCGUCGAAGAGUAUAUGACGCUCUAAACGUAUUAAUGGCAAUGAAUAUAAUAUCGAAAGAAAAGAAAGAAAUUAGAUGGCUAGGCCUUCCAACAAACUCAAUACAGGAGUGCACAGCACUAGAGAAAGAAAAGCAAACAAAAUUAGAACAAAUACAGAAGAAAACUCAACAAUUACAAGAGCUUAUUUUACAGCAUAUAUCAUUCAAAAGUUUAAUAGAAAGAAAUAAAGAAACAGAAAAAAAGGGUGUGAAACCAUCACCGUCGUCAGCCAUUCAUUUACCAUUCAUAGUUGUAAAUACAAGCGACAAAGCAUUGAUAGACUGUAGUAUAUCUAAUGACAAGACAGAAUAUAUGUUUAACUUUAACAAGAGGUUCCAGAUACAUGAUGAUAUAGAUAUAUUAAAAAGGAUGGGUCUUCUGUUUGGGUUGGACAAGGGGGAGUGUACAGAAGAUGAUCUAAAUAAAGUUAAAAAUAUGGUACCAAAAUCAUUAGAAGUAUAUGUGGAACAAAUGGGAAGAGGUGAUAGCACUCUUAGUAACUUAUUAGAAGAGGAAGACAUUGAAGAAGCUGAAAAUGAAGAUGAAACUUUAGACGAAACAGACGUAAAGGACGAGCAAGAAGAAGAUGAGCGUAACGAAUACAGCGAAGACAGUAGUGAUGUAGACGUCUAG